UUUUGUGUUCGGACGUGUCGACGGAUAGUAUUGAAGCCGCAGUUGGUCCCAGUUAGCGUUGAAGUUUUUUUUUCCCUUGUUUGUUUUCUCUCCGCACUUCAACUACAGUAUUCUCAUCAACGUUUCAGUGUGUGCGUUUGCGUGUAUGUGUUAACCGAUUGACGCGUGCGCGCUCCUAACGAAAAGUGUAAACAAAACAGAAGCGGCAAGAGAACUUUGUGUUUGCGCGCAUUGGUUUGUGUGUGAGUGAGGUUGCAGCGGAGUAACAGAGCAGCGUAGCGGCUGAGGGAGUGACAUGAAAAUGAUCGGCAGCGAUUACGUUCUGGAGGCGCACAACAUCUUUCAUACCACAGAGGUCGAUGGCGGCGGUUGUUUCAAUGGCGGUGGCAGUUCGGCACUUGUGCUCAAAGGUGUCAACUUGACUGUGCACAGUGGCGAAGUGAUGGCCAUAUUGGGUUCAAAAGGCAGCGGCAAACGCGCUUUGUUAGAUGUCAUUGCGCGUCGAGCUGAUGGUGUGACACGCGGUCAAGUAUUGCUCAAUGGUUCGCCACUGACUAAAGCGCUCUUCCAGCAGCGCUGCGGCUAUGUGACGCAAUCAUGCACUUUUAUACCGGGACUGACGGUGGCGCAGACGCUGCAUUAUACGCCGACAAUUCUAUCUGGUUAUAUGAAAAGCUCAAAGGUACGUCAAGUUCUUGCUGAUUUGGCGCUCUCUCAAGUGGCUCACAAGCGUGUCGAAUAUUUGAAUAUGAGUGAGGCGCGCAGGCUAGCCAUUGGCAUACAGCUGGUGAGGGACCCAGUAAUGCUCCUGCUCGACGAACCCACUCAGGGUUUAGAUCCGCUCAGCGCCUAUUUGCUCAUAUCAAUACUAUCGAACAGCGCCAAGAAAACAGGUUGCGGUAUUUUACUCUCCUUAGAGAAGCCACGUUCCGAUGUAUUUCCCUUUCUCGAUCGCGCGCUAUUCCUUUGCCUGGGCGGUGUGGUCUACUCUGGUGGCACGCGCGCAAUGUUGGAGUAUUUUCAUAGUAUCGGUUUUCCAUGCCCACAACUCGAGAAUCCGUUGAUGUAUUAUCUGUGUUUGUCCACUGUGGAUCGCAGAAGUCGCGAUCGCUUUUUGGAGUCCAGCCAGCAGAUUGAAGCAUUGGUAGAGCGAUUUUCACGCGAAACGCCCAUGUCCGAUGCGCCGCUUAACACAAUGGGCACCGGUAAAGUGCCACUGGCAUAUGGCAAGCCUGGCGAGUUGAAAGUCUGGAUUAUGUUGUAUUUAAAACUGCUGGCUUCAACCUUUUCCUGCGGCAUUGCUGGCAUGAAAGCGCUUUUUAUGCGUCUAUUAUUGCAGCCGUUGGCGAUGGGGCUUUUAUGGCUAUUUUACACUAAUGUUGGCGACGAUUCGCAUGGCUUUUUCAGCAAAAAUGGCAUGAUUCUCAAUAUUAUUGGCUUGGCGUAUGGCUGCGGCAUACUCACCACAAUUUCGCUAUUUCCCAUCUGGCGCAAACGAUUUUCACAGGACACACCCGAAGGCUUGUACUCAGGCGCUACAUUGCUGAUCGCCUACAAUUCCAUAGCCAUACCAUUUUCUUUGAUAUCGGCGAUAUUUGCCAGCUGCGUGAUUUAUCCCCUGCUCAUAGAUCCCAAAUUCCCGAAUGGCACCGUUUUCGCCUAUUUGCUGGUAGCGUUGUGGUCUAGCUUUGUGCUCGCCGAGCAAUUGAGCAUCGCCUUCUUGCUGGUCGUAAAAGUGCCUUUUAACGCCGCCAUUGCAGUCACUUACAUUCUCGUGAUUAGCAUAUCCUUGGCCAGUGGCACUGUGCGCUCGUUCAAAGGCCUUCAGCCGUGGCUGCAGGACAAUACAAAGGGCACCCACACACGCUAUGUGUCUUCGUUGUUGCAUAGCAUCGCUUUUCAGUCGCGCAAAAUGAAUUGUACUCCCACAGCGUCUGUUAUAUGCCCCAAACCGGCUGAUUUCCUGCACGAACGUCUCGGCAUGGCCGAUCCAGAUGAAACAAUUGAUGUUGCCGCCUCGUGCGCCUUCGCUGUUGGCUUGGCUGCCUUUAAUAUGUUACUCUAUUUAUUCCCAAUGCCCAGAUGUGUGCGACAGAAGUUUAAAGACUGAAUCAAUGGAUGAAGAGAUGAAACGCUUGCUCGUUCGCGCUCCACUGAAUUGCAUUUAAGGAUUAGCUGUAUUAAGUAUUGGAAGCUCUAAAACUGUAUUGUAUAAACACA
This is a messenger RNA of Anastrepha ludens (Mexican fruit fly), 2220 nucleotides long. Its product is annotated as ATP-binding cassette sub-family G member 5. Bases 296 to 2110 code for a protein of 604 amino acids. The transcript is spliced from 11 exons. Gene Ontology annotation, cellular component: plasma membrane. NCBI's taxonomy places the organism in Eukaryota, Metazoa, Arthropoda, Insecta, Diptera, Tephritidae. The record is from RefSeq and is a predicted model, not a curated record. Gene Ontology annotation, molecular function: ATP hydrolysis activity; ATP binding.